Molecule: messenger RNA, 1577 nt
Organism: Periconia digitata
Lineage: Eukaryota; Fungi; Ascomycota; Dothideomycetes; Pleosporales; Periconiaceae
Source: the annotation of a GenBank genome assembly
UUGAUCUGCUCUCCACCACAAACUCGUCUUCUCCCUAUCACAUCCUUCGAUCGCACACCACCAUGAGCAAUCUGUCAGAAGAGGGACGUGUCCCUAUCAACGAGAAAGGCACAGGGACUCCUCCCGAGAAGCUGGAAAGCGUCAAUAAUGUGGGUCUUGAAGGGUACCAGACUGUCGACGCGGAGACGGAGAAGAGGCUUCUGAAGAAGCUGGAUCGCCGGCUCAUUCCCAUGAUUUGCUGGAUUUACUUGAUGAAUUUCAUGGAUCGAGUCAACAUUGGAAAUGCGCGUCUCUACGACAUGGAGUUGGAGCUGGGGAUGACUGGCUCCCAGUACAAUCUUGCUGUAGCCGUUCUCUUCAUUACAUACUGCUUGUUCGAGACCCCUUCAAAUCUGAUCAUCAAGAGGCUCAAACCGGCGCGUUAUCUGGGCGGAUUGAUGUUGGCAUGGGGUCUUGUCGCUACCUUCUCCGCUUUUGUCAACAACUUCGCCGCCUUGGUCGCUUGUCGCUUGCUUCUCGGCACCUUUGAGGCUGGCCUGUUCCCUGGCAUUCUUUUGUAUCAGACCAUAUUCUACAACAAGCGCCAGAUCUCCUUGCGCAAUGCCUACUUCUACGCUACAUCUGCCGCAGCUGGAGCCGUAGGAGGACUUGUGGCCUAUGGCAUAGGUACAAUGGACAACGACGGCGCGGGCACCGCUGGAUGGCGUGCUUGGAGAUGGAUCAUUCUGAUCAACGGUAUUCCCACUGUCCUCACAGCUUUCGCGGUCCCUUGGGUCCUCCCGAACAGUCCCGAGACCGCUUCUUUUCUCACCGAGGAAGAUCGACGCAAUCUCGUCAUCAUGAGAAAUUCCGAGAUUGGAGCCACCAAGAACGCGUCGGAACUUCACAAGGAAGAUGUCAUGGAUGGUGUUAAGGACUGGAAGAUCUACGCUUGGUCCAUUGCCCAGUUCUGCGGACACAGCGUUCUGUACAGCUUCAGUGUCUUCCUGCCGACCAUCAUCCAAGGAAUGGGUACUUGGGACACCGCCCAAAUCCAAGCCCUCACUGUCCCCGUUUACGCCGUCGGAGCCGCUACGUAUAUCACGUGCGCUCUCAUCAGUGAUCGGAUACAGCAGCGCGCCAUCUUCUGCUUUGGAGGUGGAAUCGUUAUGAUAUUGGGUUAUUGCUUGCUCAUAGCAAACCAAAGCGUGGCCAUGAGUUUUGCAGGUUGUUUCCUAGUCGCGAUUGGAUUAUGGACAUCAACUGGUACCUCGAUGGCCUGGAUCAACGUGAACAACCCGCGAUACGGCAAACGAGCGUACGCCAGUGGAAUGCUAAUCACCAUUGGAAACUCGGCGGGAGUCGCAUCGCCCUUCUUGUUCGCGAAGAAGGAUGCGCCUAGCUACCGACCCGGAUACGGAGCAACCAUUGGAAUGUUGCUUCUUGCCUUGGUUCUCCAUGUCACCAUCUGGUGGUGCCUACGCCGGGCUAACCAGAGGAAGCUUGCGGGUAAGGAGGAUUGGAGGGUCGAGGGCAAGACCGAGGAGGAGGCGGCGGAGUUGGGUGAAGAUAACCCAAGGUACUUGUACACGACUUAA